CGUUUCAAACUGCAGUGGAGAUCCUGUGACGUCACAACUAAUAAACAUGUGCUCGUCAUGUGCUGGUUUGUUAUGAAAAAUAUUAUACGGAGUUUGACGAUGUAUUGAACAUAAAGUGAAAAUGAAAUUCUCAUACCGUUUUUCCAACUUGUUGGGAUCAGUGUACAGAAAGGGUAAUGUCGUGUUCACACCAGAUGGCAAUAGUGUCAUCAGUCCUGUCGGAAACCGAGUCACAGUAUUUGACCUAAAGAACAAUAAAUCAGAAACACUGCCAAUUGAAAGUGGGAAGAAUAUAACAUGUAUUGCCCUGUCUCCAGAUGGAUACACCAUGAUUCUGGUCAAUGAGGAUGGAGAAGGCUAUCUGUGCAGCCUGGUCAGUAAGACUGUUCUCAACACUUACCACUUCCACCAGCCAGUUCAUCAUGUCAAAUUCAGCCCUGAUGGCAAAAAAUUUGCUGUGACAAGGAACAAUGUGAUCAUGGUGUUCCAUGCUCCGGGAAAGAGGAGAGAGUUUAAUCCAUUCCAGCUUUACCGGACGUACCAGGGAGCCUAUGAUGAAACAGUCUGCAUUGAUUGGACGUCAGACUCCAAGGUCCUGUGUGCUGGUUCUAAGGAUAUGAACACCAGGGUACAUGCUGUAGAACGCCUGGCUAACCUCACCAUUAACUCCCUUGGGGGUCACAAUGAUGCCAUUGUUGCAGCAUACUUUGCUCACAACUCCCUGGAUGUAUUUACCAUCAGUCAGAAUGGCCACCUGUGUGUGUGGGGGAGUGACACAAAGCUGGAAGAUCUACGACCAUAUAUCCCCAAAGUUCGCAAACAUCAGGGCGAAGAGGAUGACAUGGAGGAUCAGGAAAUCUCGGAACCAAAAGAAAUCCCCAUGGACACAGUUGAAUCAGAGGAGAGAGUUGAGUAUCAUCGAAUACAAAAAUACUCCUACAAGGAAGCUCGUGGUGCCACAGCUAAAUUUGCUCAUCUCACAAGUGCGACAUACCACAAAAACAGUGCCAUUCUAGUAGCAGGAUUUCAAGAUGGCUCCUUCUUCCUGCAUGAGAUGCCAGACUUUAAUCUCAUACACUCCCUCAAUGUUUCUGACCAGAGCAUUGCCUCAAUGGCGUUCAACAACACAGGGGACUGGCUGGCCCUGGGAUGUGGAGGUCUGGGCCAGCUUCUUGUGUGGGAGUGGCAGAGUGAGACCUAUGUCCUCAAACAACAGGGACACUUUAACAACAUGGGCUGUCUAGCCUACUCUCCUGAUGGCCAGAACAUCGCCACUGGCGGGGAUGAUGGAAAGGUAAAAGUUUGGAAUACCAGCAGUGGAUUUUGCUUUGUAACCUUUAACGAGCAUUUGGGAGGUAUCACUGGUGUUACUUUUAACCAGAACGGACAGGUGGUGUUGUCGGCAUCCCUGGACGGAUCUGUACGAGCUUUUGAUCUCAACAGAUAUCGCAACUUUCGCACCUUUACCUCUCCGCGUCCGUGUCAGUUUUCCUGCCUUGCAUUAGACCACAGUGGUGAUGUUGUUUGUGCUGGAGGACUCGACACAUUUGAAGUGUAUGUCUGGUCGAUGCAGACGGGACGCUUGCUUGAGGUACUGACCGGACAUGUGGGACCAAUCAGCACACUUAGUUUUAGUUCCAACCAAUCAUUUCUGGCCAGUGGCUCCUGGGACAAAGAAGUGAAAUUAUGGGAUGUAUUUGAAAACAAAGGUGUGAAGGAAACACUGAAGUUUACAUCUGAUGUCCUGGCUGUAGCCUUUCGUCCUGAUGGAGAAGAAGUAGCUGUAGCAACUCUAAAUGCUCAUAUCACUUUCUGGAAUCCUCACACAGCCAGUCAGACAGGCUCUAUAGAGGGCAGGCACGACCUUGGUUACUUCCGCAGUGAGAAUGACAGAAUAUCUGCCAAAAAAGCUGCAGAAGGAAAGGCCUUCACUACGAUCUGCUAUUCGGCUGAUGGACAGUUUUUACUGGCAGCUGGACACUCCAAGAAUGUGUGUAUUUACUCCAUACCAGACCAAAUGCUCAUCAAGAAAUUUGAAAUUUCACGAAACUUUUCCUUUGAUGGCAUGGAGGAGUUUCUGGACCGACGUAAGAUGACACAGUGGGGUAGUUUGUCACAAGUGGACGAAGGACAGGCAGACCAGGAUGGAUCGGCCGUUAGUCUCCCAGGAGUGAAGAAAGGCGACAUGAGCUCACGCCACUGGAAACCUGAAGUCAGAGUAGCAGCAGUGCAGUUCUCUCCCACAGGACGUGCUUGGGCCUCUGCAACAACAGAAGGAUUGUUAGUCUACUCACUGGACCAUAACCUUGUGUUUGACCCCUUUGACCUAGAGAUGGACAUUACCCCAGAAAAUGUGAGGAAAACUCUCGCCAAGGGAGAUUACUCUAUUGCAUUGAUGCUGAGCUUCAGACUGAAUGAAGUAAAACUAAUACAGGAGGUGCUAGAAUCCAUACCUGUAUCCAAUGUUCCUGUUAUUUGUGAGAAUCUCCCCAACACAUAUAUUGACAAACUACUAGUAUUUUUAGCCAAUCAGAUGGAGGCAACAUCACACCUGCAUUUCUAUAUGAUCUGGAUCAACAAGAUUCUUAUGUUCCAUGGCCCCAAGUUAAAGCAGCGUUCUCAGUCCAUUAUGGCAACACUGAGGAUGUUACAGAAGAGUAUCACCCGCAAACAUGAGGAUCUUGGUAAAAUUUGUGACCACAACAAAUACAGUAUCGGCUACAUCAAAGCUCUAUCUCAGGCCAAACGUAAACGGGUCCCUCAGGCAGGAUCGGAGGACGACAGUGAUGAGUUUGAAGAUGAGAAAGAGGAUGAUUCUGAAGAUGAACAUUUUAUGAGCAAUCUCAUGAAUAGAGUUACAUAGAAUGUAAUAAAUUUGUUAUUCACUCUGAAA
Pecten maximus is the source of this 2893-nucleotide messenger RNA. RefSeq names its product periodic tryptophan protein 2 homolog. Lineage: Eukaryota; Metazoa; Mollusca; Bivalvia; Pectinida; Pectinidae. Gene Ontology annotation, cellular component: Pwp2p-containing subcomplex of 90S preribosome; small-subunit processome. Gene Ontology annotation, biological process: ribosomal small subunit assembly; maturation of SSU-rRNA from tricistronic rRNA transcript (SSU-rRNA, 5.8S rRNA, LSU-rRNA). The record is from RefSeq and is a predicted model, not a curated record. Gene Ontology annotation, molecular function: protein binding.